AUGUUCGCCAUUCGUCGAAGUCAUGGCAUUCCAGAAGAGAUCGUACGAGCCAUUCGUGUCCUCUAUGACGAUUCAACAAGUAAUGUCUUCGUAGACGGUAAAUUCUCCAAAGAAUUCAAGGUCUCAACUGGCGUUUUGCGAGGAGACGCUCUAGCACCAUCUCUAUUCAUAAUUGUCAUGGAUUAUGUAAUGCGAGAGGCAGAAGGAGAGUUUGGAUUUGUCACCCAUCUACGACAGCCCAGAAGAAUGCCAGAACAGCGCCUCAACGACCUCGCCUACGCCAAUGACAUCGCCCUACUAGAAGGAAGUCUCAUUCGAGACCAACACCAACUUGACAGAACAAACAACAGCGCACUCAAAGCAGGUCGCGAAAUAAAUGUUGGUAAAACAAAACGAAUGGAACUCAAUACCUCAAAUGCAGCACAAGGUACACUCACGCUAAACGGUGAACCAAUCGAACUGGUAGCCGACUUUAAGUAUCUUGGCUCGAUUAUGGCAUCGUCUAAAAAAGACAUAAAGCACCGCAAAUCACUCGCAUGGGUAGCAUUUUGGAAAAUGGAAACCAUCUGGAGAGCAAAGCAAACCCGCUCUCUCUCAAAAUCCCCUUCUUUGAGGCCUCUUGCACCGCGAUUCUACUGUACGGAAGUGAAACAUGGAUUCUCACACAGCAGCAAAAGAAAAGAAAUCGACAGCUUUGCCACCGACUGCUAUAGAAUCAUGUUACGCAUAAAACGAAUCUAG
Molecule: messenger RNA, 741 nt
Organism: Didymodactylos carnosus
Lineage: Eukaryota; Metazoa; Rotifera; Eurotatoria; Philodinida; Philodinidae
Source: the annotation of a GenBank genome assembly